Cuscuta epithymum is the source of this 1368-nucleotide messenger RNA. NCBI's taxonomy places the organism in Eukaryota, Viridiplantae, Streptophyta, Magnoliopsida, Solanales, Convolvulaceae. The record is from the annotation of a GenBank genome assembly.
AAAGUUUUGUACAAAGUUUUGUUUGUUUAUUUAUUACCCAAAAAAGGAAAAAAGAGAAAAAGGCGUUUCGGAUGAGAUGUUGUUGACGAGAGCGUGGAAAUGGUACCAGAACUGCUUGGCAGUGCAUCCAGUGAAGACGCAGGUCAUCAGCUCCGGCUUGAUCUGGGGUUUGGGCGACAUUUCUGCUCAAUCCGUCACUCACUACAAUCUCCUUCCCUCCGAUGAAAAGAAAGAAUUUGAGAUAAACUGGAGAAGAGUUGCUACAACAAGCUUGUUUGGCUUUGCAUUUGUUGGGCCAAUUGGUCAUUUCUGGUAUGAAGGGUUGGAUCGAUAUAUGAGGAUGGGGCUCCAAUGCCAGCCCAAAUCAUUGAGAUUUGUGGGAACGAAAGUAGCACUUGACGGGAUAAUUUUUGGCCCAUUGGAUUUGUUUGUGUUCUUCAGCUACAUGGGCUUCGCGAGUGGAAAGAGCACUGCUCAAGUCAAGGAAGACGUGAAGAGGGACUUCCUCCCUGCCUUAAUCCUGGAGGGAGGAAUAUGGCCAAUUGUCCAGGUGGCCAACUUCCGGUUUGUUCCGGUCAGGUAUCAACUCUUGUAUGUCAACUUCUUUUGCUUGCUGGACAGCUGCUUUCUCUCAUGGAUUGAACAGCAGCAAGAUGCUGCUUGGAAACAGUGGUUCACUUCCUUUCUGCAAAAAAAAGACGAAGGCCAAGAUUUGUGAUAUUAAUCAAUGCUAAUCAAUAGGGAUACAGAACUAUGUUCUUGUCCAGGUACUAAAAAGAAAAAAAUGGCUUACUCGUAUAUUUUAUCCUCCAUAUCCCACCACCACCACCCAUUUGAGAUUUGUGAUAAAUUUAGCAAGUUGGACAAAUUUGAAGAGAUGACAGGAAGCAUCACGGCUGGCAUUUGUAAACAAAUAGCAGAAUUGCUCUCAAGCUUUAAUGCUUUAUACUAGUAUUGUUUUUCUCUUGAUGAUCAUGAAAAUUUUGAAACGCCAAACCCGGCGGGGCACUUGUGUGGGAGAACUUAAAUCAAGUUUUGAUCACAUGUUGGUGGAGAGAGUGGUUCACGUGUUUGCAUGGAACUUUACGUGGAAUAUCUCUUUAUUGGCACCAUCUUCCCAUUAGCUGAGUAAGUUGCGCACCUUGGGACUGUUUUACGUAUGACUUAAUGGGAUUUAGGCUAUGUUUGCCACACCAUUUCAGCUCAUAAUGGGCUGAAAUAUUAUCAAUUCAGUCAAUAAUUUGCUACACAAAGCUUAAGUGAGAAAAGUUGAGCUGAAUUACAACGCUAGUGAUCUAAACGUUUGUGUUCAGACGAUUCUACAUUGCGCUUGUUUUCCGGAAAUAACCCCAUGACCUUCUCUUCUAC